CUUCACUUUACACACUCGGUUCCUCCUCUCCUGCUACUUUUCUAUUUCUGCCUUCUGUGCGUGUAUCUUCAAGACCUGAGAAGGUAUACCAGAGUGAACUAAAGUCUGUUUGUGGUUGCUGUGAAUAUUCUCUGCCAUGAAGUGGAGGGUGGUGCUAUUUGCUCUUCUUGCUUUUCUUUUGAUCAUUCAGUUCGGCAUGUGCCAAAAGACUGAACCUGAUCCAAAGACCAAAGCUGAGAAGAAACCAAAUGGCAAAUCCAAGUCUGGAAAGGGAUCAGGAAAGAUUCUCGCUUCCAAACCUAAAGUGAAAACCGGCCCUGAGACCCCUACAGAAGCUCAGACAUACCUCACUCAGGUGGUAAACAAGGGAAGGUUCCAGAAAGUGGGGAACACGCUGACUGUCCAAGCAGGUGAUACGUUAGAGCUGAGAUGUAAAGGAAAUCCUGUCCAGUGGGCUGUUCCUGCAUAUCUAGAAGAGGAUGAUGAAGGACGACUCAGGACAGUUCAGCAUGAACGUUAUGGCACGCUGAUUUUGGCAAAUACAACAGCGGCAGAUACAGGGGAGUUCACAUGCUAUCCCAUGUACUGUGAGGACAAAGACUGCAGAAAACAGUAUGACAAAGGCGUCAAAGUCUUCAUCUUUUUCUCAGACCCUCUGGAGUUGUUUGUACCUUCUGCUGACUAUUAUGAGAUCAUUCAGCUUCGCACUAACUGGCCCACCGUCCUGCCCUGUCAGGUGACUUCUCCGUUAGCAAAGGUGACUUUACACCGGGAAUUUCCUCCAAUGGAGGUGAAGGUGGAUGGCCGAGAAAUCUCCUUUGACAUCAAAAAGGGUUUCACCAUCCACAGACCGAAGCAGUAUCAUGCUGGAUCUCUGUAUUGUGUGGCAAGCCUGGGGAACCUUCGGCAGAGCUCAACCAAAUACAUGCUCAUCUAUGUCAACUAUCCAGCCGCUCCACCAUCUCCUGCAAUCCAGGCCUCCUCUGACACUAUAGUAGUGGGAAAGAAUCUCCAGGUGACAUGCACUGUGAUAGGAGAGAAGGGCGUAGUGGUGGAUUUUACCUGGGAAUAUCCUGGACAAAAGAUUGAACGCCCGAUGCACACCGACGACAGCGUGCAGAUUGUGCAGGUGGAUGGGCAGAACAGACAGCGAACUCAGACGAUUCUGCUGGUGGACGAGGUCAGAGAGGAUGACCAUGGAACAUACACCUGCACAGCUCAGAACCUACAGGGUUCAAGAUCUGCAUCAACCACUGUCAAAGUGCAGUCAGCAAGAACCACCACCAAACCUAAGAAACCAUGAAGUCCCUCAGAGAUAUCAGAAACCUGAAAACUUUUCAGCAUGCUUCUCAGCUAUAACAUACUAUACUAAAUGGCUGUAAAAUAACCAGAAGGAUCACAGAACAUUGUUUUUUCCUUUUGAGUAGACACAGGUCAUGUGCAAUCGAGCAAAACAGAAACAGUGCUUAGAUUACAUAGUAUGUGUAUUACUAUUGUUUCAUUGCCCCUAUGGCAAGAAAGCAAAGGGGACUGUUUACAGUAUAUGUGAGAAUAUGUCAUUUGAGCACAGACAAAAUUAAAAUAUGACAAUCAAACAUGCAACUAUAGAAAUGCUGGCAAAAAUGAAUAAACAAUAAUGAAAUGAGGGUUAUCUAUCCAUCUUAGUCUCUGUAACAUCAUUUUACUAGGCUUUUUACAAAUUUCUAAUGACUGUGCACUUUCCUUUAC
Messenger RNA from Labeo rohita (rohu), 1728 nucleotides. Its product is annotated as platelet-derived growth factor receptor-like protein. The transcript has 6 exons. Lineage: Eukaryota; Metazoa; Chordata; Actinopteri; Cypriniformes; Cyprinidae. The coding region runs from base 137 to 1303 and encodes 388 amino acids. The record is from RefSeq and is a predicted model, not a curated record.